AAAAAUCCCAAUACAUGUGAAUUAAUUGGUUUACAUGAAAGUUAUAGCAUUUUCAAAUGUAUAUAUAUACUGGGAUUUUUUUUUUUUAUUUUUUCCUAGUAAUGGCGGCGAUCAGCGACUUAUAGUGGGACUGCUGCAGGCAUGCUGACACUGGGGGAACUGGCUUGGUGUCACCGACAUCCCCAGUGACACCAAUACAGUGAUCAGUGCUAAUAAAAAGCACUGACACUGUACAAAUGGCACUGAGCAGGAAGGGGUUAACAUGAGGGG
Messenger RNA from Staurois parvus, 270 nucleotides. The record is from the annotation of a GenBank genome assembly. Lineage: Eukaryota; Metazoa; Chordata; Amphibia; Anura; Ranidae.